AUGGCCCCAAAUGCGCUUUGUUCGUACCAGUUCUACAGCAUCAGAGGAGAGGCCCUGAAGGUCUCCACCGGUACCGCCCCUCUCUCCGUCCGCCCUGGCCACAUGCGCUUCGGGCAGAUGGAACCAAUGAGCGUCGAGGAAACAACGCCUGGGGUCCAGCGCGUGUUGUUUCGCAAGCGAGGCCGGCCCACGUCCAGGGAAGAAGGAAACGAACAGCGUCCCGUUUACUCAACUGGACGGCACUGCAACGGCACCCGCGAGAUCAGCUCCUCUCCUCAGUCACUCACUCAGCUCUUUCCAGUGCGACAUUGUCGACUUUGGCCAUUGGCCUCGGCUCGAUCCGAUAUCCGACGCAACGUCGACGUCUAUGGCCACCCCUUUGACGGCAACUUGAUGAUCUUCACCCCGGUGCCAUAG
This is a messenger RNA of Sporothrix schenckii 1099-18, 417 nucleotides long. RefSeq lists its product as uncharacterized. The transcript has 2 exons. Lineage: Eukaryota; Fungi; Ascomycota; Sordariomycetes; Ophiostomatales; Ophiostomataceae. Bases 1 to 417 code for a protein of 138 amino acids. The record is from RefSeq and is a predicted model, not a curated record.